AUGCGCUCUAAUGCAUUCGCCACGGAAGUGAAUAUUUGCAUUGGAGCAGGUAAACGUACAAAUAUGAUGAAAGCACGACCUACAGAUGCAGAUAAAGCUGAAGACGAAAUGGAUGGGAAUCAGCCGUCAAAAGCUGCACUUACUUCCAUGCCAUAUCAAUGUCAGGAGUUAAUUCUCUAUGGAAGUGUAUUCGCCGAUAACCUGCCGGAUUUGGAACGAAGACUUACGGGCUUAUGUGAUCCCGGAUCAACAGAGUUUCAUGAGCAUGAUCUUUCUUUCAGCCUUCGAACAGGAACUGAUCCAGAUGUUACUAUC
This is a messenger RNA of Strongylus vulgaris, 315 nucleotides long. The record is from the annotation of a GenBank genome assembly. Lineage: Eukaryota; Metazoa; Nematoda; Chromadorea; Rhabditida; Strongylidae.